CAGAGAGUCUACUUUGGUUUCUCAUUUCUGAAAGCAGCAGCAAUGGUGAAGAGUAAAUCACCCUAUGAGGAUCUAAGAUCACAGAGGAUAGAGGAAAAUAAAAAGAGGAUUGAAGAUCUCAAACUCAAUCACUUAGCAAUCAAUUUCAAGAACUCCUCUCCCAAUUCCUCACAGGUGAAACAAUCAAAACCCAGGGUUUUGGUUCAGAAAAAAUUGGAGUUUGUUCAAGUAAGAAGGUCUAAUCGUUUAUCGGAUAAACCAGCUCCAGUAUACGAAGAAGUUUUCGUUUACGAGUACGCAAGGCGAAGAUCUGUCAAUGGAUUCUCUAAACCUAGAGCUAUUCCAUUAGGCGACUUUCCUAUAGCAAGUGAAAUUGAUAGAGAAAGUGCAACAACUAAAGCAGUAAAUGUAGAAAAAGAUAUUGGGGGUGAUGGGUUUCCUUGCUUUGUAAAACCCAUGCUUCAUUCUCAUGUUAACCGUGGGUUUUGGUUGGGUCUCCCUGCUUAUUUUUGCAGGAAAUACUUGCCGAAACGCGAUGAAACAAUUACUCUUGUCGAUGAAGUUGGGGAAGAGUUCCCAACUAAUUAUCUUGCUCUGAAGAAUGGCUUAAGUGGUGGAUGGAUGUGGUUUGCACUAGCUCAUGAUCUAAUUGAUGGGGAUGCUUUAGUCUUUCAGUUAGUUGAACCUACAAAAUUCAAGAUUCGUAUAAUCCGGGCAAAUGGUUCACAGGACGAAAGAAAUGGCGAAGCGUCUUCUUAGUUGGUUUUGUCCCAUAUUCAGGGUAACUUUGUCUCUAUGUAUUAACCGGUAGUGUAACUAAUGGGUGUUGUGUAAAAGCCCUUUUGUUGACAUUAGCAGGAUAAAUGUUUGAUUCCAUGGGUUUUUGGUUGUAGUUCCAAGAGUGAAAAAACUGAUGCGUUACUUAAAUUCAAUCGAAAAUGUAAGUUAAGGCCAACUAAAUCUAUGAAUCUAUGAUGAUUGGAAAUGUAAGUUAAUCUGCA
Papaver somniferum (opium poppy) is the source of this 1001-nucleotide messenger RNA. Its product is annotated as B3 domain-containing protein Os06g0194400-like. The record is from RefSeq and is a predicted model, not a curated record. Lineage: Eukaryota; Viridiplantae; Streptophyta; Magnoliopsida; Ranunculales; Papaveraceae. The transcript is spliced from 5 exons. Gene Ontology annotation, molecular function: DNA binding. Bases 43 to 759 code for a protein of 238 amino acids.